Molecule: messenger RNA, 1177 nt
Organism: Triplophysa rosa
Lineage: Eukaryota; Metazoa; Chordata; Actinopteri; Cypriniformes; Nemacheilidae
Gene: prl
Product: prolactin
Exons: 5
Coding region: 78-710 (210 amino acids)
Biological process (GO): positive regulation of cell population proliferation; response to nutrient levels; positive regulation of receptor signaling pathway via JAK-STAT
Cellular component (GO): extracellular region
Molecular function (GO): hormone activity
Source: RefSeq, a predicted model, not a curated record
AAGGAAACGAAUGAGAGUGCAAGAGAGGAAAGCUGAAAGCGAAGAUUUACGCAAGAGAAAAAAAGAAAAAAGUUCAAAUGGAACGUCAAGGGUCUAAACUGUAUUUUGCAGUGACUGUUUUGAUGUGUGUCUUUGUCUCCAUCAAUGCUGUUGGUUUAAAUGAUUUACUGGAAAGAGCCUCUCAGCUUUCAGACAAGCUACACUCCCUCAGCACUUCUCUCACCAAUGACCUGGAUUCUCAUUUUCCUCCUGUUGGAAGGAUGAUGAUGCCGCGUCCGUCCAUGUGUCACACAUCCUCCCUCCAAAUUCCCAACGAUAAAGAUCAAGCCCUAAGAAUUCCGGAGGACGAGUUAUUGUCUUUGGCUCGCUCUCUACUGCUGGCGUGGUCCGAUCCCCUCGCUCUUCUCUCUUCUGAGGCAUCCAGCCUGGCACACCCAGAACGCAACACUAUUAACAGCAAGACCCAAGAGCUGCAGGAUAACAUCAGAAGUCUGGGAACAGGUUUGGAGCAUCUCGUUCAUAAGAUGGGCUCAUCUUCAGAUGACCUGCCCGAUCUCCCUUUUUACACAAACAGUCUCGGUCAGGAUAAAACCUCUCAGCUUGUGAACUUCCAUUUCUUACUGUCCUGCUUCCGCAGGGACUCGCACAAAAUUGACAGUUUCCUUAAAGUUCUUCGCUGCCGGGCAGCUAAGAGACCUGAGAUGUGCUAAAGAGGCAGGCGCUGCACUGUCUCUGCCAGUCUCUUUCCAUUAUAAAGAGCCAUCUGGAAUGUUCUUUAUCAUGUACCAAAGCGGCACCUCUGUUUGUUUCUAAGCUGUAGAUACUUGAAUAACGUUCCUAUAUACUUGAAUAAAUAACCAGGCCAGUGGGAAUGAAGAUUUUUGUGUCCCUAAAGAUUAAAAAACUAAAUAAAGGCAUUCAGAUGAGUUAGAUAGGAAGGACUUCAGGGAUGCUGUAUAAAAAAAUAUACAGAGAAACAUCUCAGAUAAGCAUCUAUGUUGAAAUGUUUGACUAUAGUUUGAUGGGACAUUUUUAUAUUGGGUAAUGAAAAUGUAUUUAUUGAGGAUGUAUUGAAAAGAUGUAGGAUCUUUCACAAGUUUAUUUUAACAUUUUAACUCUUCUGCAAUGCAAUAUUUAAGCGUUUAUUUUUUGCACCAACGUCAAUAAAUUUCUAUCA